AUGGAAGAUGAUGCCGUUAAGUCUGAGCCUGAAGCUCCCCAGGAUCAACAACAAUCUCCUAGCCGCCCUAGGCACAAACGCGUGAACACUGAUGAGACGGAGCGACCCGCUUCAGCACAGCAAAGUCGUGAUGACACCCAAGAGCACGCUGGUGCCGAAACCGAAGAGAACAUCUCGGACGACGAUGAGGAGGCCGAUCCUGCAGUGCAGAUCGCCAAUUUCGACUGGGAUGACCUGCAUCGGAGAUACCACGCUGCCAUCAAGGAAUGUAGCCAAGAAGAGCAGGAGCUGAUGCAGGAGUGGAGGAGUCUGAUGGAGUAUUUCGCCAUCUGGGCAAACUCAGGGCACGAGCACGAGACCGAUCGCACAUUUAGAAGACUCCAGACGAGAACGAUGUAUGUCAAGAACGAAGAGAACAAGCUCGAAGAAACGAGAAACCACUAUAUCAGCGUGGUGAGAGCAUUCGAAAGUGCGCUCAAUCUACUGAGGCGGAAUGUCGCGUUCCGUGGUUGA
Molecule: messenger RNA, 513 nt
Organism: Boeremia exigua
Lineage: Eukaryota; Fungi; Ascomycota; Dothideomycetes; Pleosporales; Didymellaceae
Exons: 4
Coding region: 1-513 (170 amino acids)
Source: RefSeq, a predicted model, not a curated record